GGGAGGGGAUGGACCAAGCGCUGCCUGACGAAGUCACCAUCACGUCCUGGAAGAACAAGCCCUGGAGCUCAGAAGAUGGUGAACCCUGUGCUCAUCCCAACUCUCGUUUCUGCACUCCGGCCGGUCAGUGCCCGAUCAUUGAUCCGCAGUGGGAAUCCCCAGAGGGAGUCCCCAUCGAGGCCAUCAUUUUUGGAGGGCGCAGACCAGAGGGCGUCCCUCUGGUGUACGAGGCCUUCAGCUGGCAGCACGGAGUGUUUGUUGGAGCGGCCAUGAGAUCGGAGGCCACUGCUGCAGCUGAACACAGAGGAAAGGUAAUCAUGAACGACCCAUUCGCUAUGCGCCCCUUCUUCGGCUACAACUUUGGACAGUACCUCUCUCAUUGGCUGAGCAUGGCUGAGCGUCCCGGUGCCAAGCUCCCCAAGAUUUUCCAUGUCAACUGGUUCCGCAAGAGCCCGACCGCCGGCUUCCUCUGGCCCGGUUUUGGCGACAACAUCCGCGUUCUGGACUGGAUGUUCAGGAGGGUGAACGGCGAGGCCGGCGCCACGCUCUCCGCCGUGGGCCACCUGCCUUGCCACGGCUCCCUGAACCUCCAGGGUCUGCAGGGCGAUGUGGACCUGGAUGAGCUGUUCUCCCUGGAUCAGGAGUUCUGGCAGAGGGAGGUGGAAGAGGUGAGGAAGUACUUCACCACGGAGGUGAAUGACGACCUGCCCAACGAGAUCACACAUCAGCUGCAGCUCCUGCAGCAGAGAGUGAAGCAGAUGUGAGGACGGAGGAAAGAGAAACACGUGUUGGGCAUGUUGGUAAUUCUACAGUUUGUCCUUCACAUUCGAGAACGGAGAAGAUGGUGUCUGCUUCCUGAAGGCAGUGUCUUCAGGAAGCUCCGCAUGCAUCAACAUCCGUCGUUGUGCUGAUGACACCACGAUGUAUUGCAAAUUAAAUUGAAUAGAACUCAGUGGAGAACAUGUCAGAAAAGGAUUUUAGAUCAGAAUGUCAGAAAAAAAAGAUAAAUAUGAUAAAUUCUUCAACAGAAUGUGAGAAUUUCUCACAUAUUUCAUUUUACGAGGGACUCACUUUCUUCUGAGGAUUUCUUACUUCGAGGUGUUAACGAACAAAUUAACUCAAAGAGAAAUAAUUAAUUCAUUUGUUUGCUAGAAAUCAUCUAUUUGUUGAGAUUUAUUUUGGGGGGAAAAAGAUUCUGGGAAUAUUUACCUGGGAAUCUUCGCAUGAACAAAUGAAACAUUCGUCAUUCAUCCUCACUGGCUUGUACCGGGACUGCUGAUCUGAAGUCUGUCCUCUCAACUCUCACUCUCUGCUGCACAAAGUUUUAAACUUUUGUUUAAACAUAUUGUCAAACUGCUCAACUGCUAUUUAACAGUAACUUAUUAUGAAUGCACAUCACACAGUCCUCACCAUGUGGAUUCUUAUGGAACAAAGAGUAAACGAGUCCAGGUUCACUCAGCACAAGUUUGUUAGAUAUGUUUUCUGUACCUGAUGUAUUUUUUUGUCUUAAAUUAUUUUUAUACUGUCUCAGUCUCUAGGUUCUGUUUUGUUUUACUCUUGAAUAACACAGAA
This is a messenger RNA of Paralichthys olivaceus (Japanese flounder), 1572 nucleotides long. NCBI's taxonomy places the organism in Eukaryota, Metazoa, Chordata, Actinopteri, Pleuronectiformes, Paralichthyidae. The record is from RefSeq and is a predicted model, not a curated record.